This is a messenger RNA of Medioppia subpectinata, 443 nucleotides long. NCBI's taxonomy places the organism in Eukaryota, Metazoa, Arthropoda, Arachnida, Sarcoptiformes, Oppiidae. The record is from the annotation of a GenBank genome assembly.
UGCGAUAAUAACCGGUAUAUUAACCACAAAUAUACUCACAUCGAAAAAGAUUAUAAUUUAGUAUUUAAUACACAAUGAAUGCAAACCAUAAGUUUGAUUGAGAGGUUUGAUCGGCAAUAAUGAGAUGCAGUAAUUGUUUCGCACAACUCAUCACUUAUUGGUCUCGCGAUUCAAAUAAAUCCAUUGACAACUCCGGGAACCACUUCGACAGUGAAGUAGACGCCUCAGCGAUGGCUACAUUUGACAGCUAUUAUCCCCGAAACAACACCGGUCUUCGCGAGUGUCCGUUCGACGCCAACCAUAGGAUCAAAGACAGUAAAUACGCCAAACAUGUGCUCAAAUGUGAACAACGGUUCCCGAAUCACGUCCGACGAGUCAACGCAAGCGCUGGUCGCCAACCGGUGUUCGCGUCCAUGGAUUCGAUCGAUUCGGGUCUUAACAGC